This is a messenger RNA of Diorhabda carinulata, 1535 nucleotides long. RefSeq names its product upstream stimulatory factor (gene Usf). Gene Ontology annotation, molecular function: RNA polymerase II cis-regulatory region sequence-specific DNA binding; protein dimerization activity; DNA-binding transcription factor activity, RNA polymerase II-specific. Lineage: Eukaryota; Metazoa; Arthropoda; Insecta; Coleoptera; Chrysomelidae. The transcript is spliced from 4 exons. The coding region runs from base 364 to 1167 and encodes 267 amino acids. Gene Ontology annotation, biological process: regulation of transcription by RNA polymerase II. The record is from RefSeq and is a predicted model, not a curated record.
AUUAUGGAAAGUUAACGUGAGUGUUCGCGCGCGCUCUAGAGUUAUUGAAAUGUAUAAAGGGCGAUUUACUGAAAAAGAGAAGAAUGGAAAGUACAGCUUAGGUCUAGGAGCUAAAGCUAUAAAAUAUAUGUUAUUAUUUCCAGAAAGCAGUAUAUGGGGAGGAUUUUAUUUAUAUAAGUAAUAGUUUAAAUAUUUAAACAUUAAAUAAUUUCUCCUUUUCUUUUAAAUAAAAUGGCUUCAUCUAUUGCUUGAGCUGCGCAGUAAAACAAUAAUUUUUUUUGUUCACUUGCGUCACAUGACCUGAACAUUGGCCCCGUGACCAAAAUUGAAGAAGGAAAAUUCAAAAUUGUUUGCUACACACACAUGGAUAUGCUGGAUCCAUUAGAAUCUGGAGAGUCUGAAGAGGUGGAUAAUAAAUUAUUAUUAAACGAAAUACACAUAAAGAGACAAAUUAAUGACAGUGAUGAGGAUGGUAAUGUGGAACAUCUUUCACCUCAAACUUUAUUAGAGACAUCUGACCACGAAGUGCAAUACUCUAUAAGAUCUGCUGAAGGAAACAUGAUUACCUACAGGGUUCUUCAAGUAGACGAUGGCAGUGUAGAAACGAAUCCACAAUUAGUUACAACAGGUGCUAGUGCAUUCAAUAAUCCUGUAUCUCAAGUGAUAAGCAAUAAUUUAAAUGGACAACUUUAUGUUAUUGGGAAUGCUAGUGAAAUGUUCACAGCACCAAGUGGGGCAAGAGCAAUAGCACCUAGGACAGCCAUUGUUGAUACUAGUAGUAAUUCGAUCACGUCUAGCAUGAAGAAAAAAGACGAAAGACGUAGGGCAACACAUAAUGAAGUGGAACGAAGACGGCGGGAUAAAAUCAAUAACUGGAUAACGAAACUAGCAUCUAUAAUGCCAGAAAAUACUAAUGGAGAAAUUCGAGCUAAUGGUCAUUAUGACGGCCAAUCGAAAGGUGGUAUUUUAGCAAAAGCUUGCGAUUAUAUAAUGGACUUGAAAGAUAUUGCAGAAAAAUAUGAUAUGUUAUCACGUGAACAUAAUGAUUUGCUUCAUACCUUAGAAAUUGUUAAUUCUAAAAACACUAAUUUAGAAAAAGAAAAUAGAGAAUUGAAAGCUUUGUUGAAAAAGAAUAGUAUUCUUUAUGUACCUACUGAUUUAUCUUAAUGUUGUUGAAUAUUUAAAGGUCGUUUUAGAAGUAAAAUGGAGACUCUGUUGUGAUUAUUUUGUUUGUAAAGAAUUUUUUUAUUGUUUAGUUAGAAAAUACAUGAAAUUAAUAUUCGAAUCCGGUAAGGAUAGCUUUAACUUGGAUUGUAAUCCAAAAUGUCACUUUAAAUUUAUAUAUAAUAUAUGUAACAUGGAUGAAAUAUUUCACUUAUUAUCAACAUAUUCAUAAUUUUUAUAUUGAUUUAGGAAAUUAAAAUUUGAACGGGACAUUAUGUUAGAAUCAAAAUGUUAACUGAUUUCAUUGGAAAAAUCAUAUUUAAUGUAUAAGUUAUAGAAAAAUAAACAUAUUUAUACAAAUAAUAUAGAAA